Messenger RNA from Fusarium coffeatum, 4251 nucleotides. RefSeq lists its product as uncharacterized. Lineage: Eukaryota; Fungi; Ascomycota; Sordariomycetes; Hypocreales; Nectriaceae. The transcript has 9 exons. Gene Ontology annotation, cellular component: cytoplasm. Gene Ontology annotation, biological process: protein phosphorylation. The record is from RefSeq and is a predicted model, not a curated record. Gene Ontology annotation, molecular function: protein serine/threonine kinase activity; ATP binding. The coding region runs from base 1 to 4251 and encodes 1416 amino acids.
AUGGUGCCGGAGCGGCAGUACCACGCCGCCAAUGGCCGUCCUGUUAUGGCCACCCGCGAGCGAUCUAUGCCUGGUACACCUUCACGGAAAGAGAAGAUUCGGGAGAGUUCCGCCCUGCAAGAUCCAGGUCUGAAGGACUAUCGCUUAGGUGAAUGUCUUGGAAAAGGCGCUUUUGGAUCAGUGUAUAAGGCCUUCAACUGGGGUAAUGGUGAGGCGGUUGCGGUAAAGCAGAUCAAGCUUGCAGAUCUGCCCAAGAGUGAGUUGCGCAUGAUCGAGAGUGAAAUCGAUCUUCUCAAGAAUCUUCAUCAUGACAAUAUCGUCAAGUAUAUCGGUUUUGUGAAAUCAGUUGACGCCCUCAACAUCAUUCUUGAAUACUGUGAAAAUGGUUCUCUACACUCAAUCUGCAAGGCAUACGGCAAGUUCCCUGAGAAUCUGGUCGGGGUUUAUAUGACGCAGGUCCUACAGGGACUACAAUACCUUCACGACCAGGGUGUUAUACACAGAGAUAUUAAAGGCGCCAACAUUCUCACCACGAAGGAUGGUACGGUGAAACUCGCGGAUUUUGGAGUGUCAACUAGCACGCUUGCUGGCGGCCAAGAUAAGGAGGCACAGGUUGUCGGCACGCCUUAUUGGAUGGCUCCCGAGAUCAUUCAGCUUUCUGGAGCGAGUUCUGCAUCUGAUAUCUGGAGUGUCGGUUGCACGGUUAUCGAACUUCUUCAAGGGAAACCUCCAUAUCACAAUCUGGCCGCGAUGCCUGCCCUAUUCGCAAUUGUCAACGACGAUCACCCUCCACUGCCUGAAGGCAUUUCCGCAGCUGCCCGUGACUUCUUAAUGCAAUGUUUCCAGAAAGACCCUAAUCUCCGUGUAACUGCCCGAAAACUACUUCGCCAUGCUUGGAUCACAGGAUGUCGCCGACAGGAAGCCCCAGUAGCAAGGAAACCAGCCAAUUUCAAUGAUGCCGUGGAGGAAGUCAAGCAGUGGAACAAGGCUCUCAAAUCUUCAGAGCCCAACCUUCGAUCAUCGAUGGGCUCUGAGACUGGUCCUUCAACGAGGUUCCACGGUGGAACUCCUGCCAAGGGUGGUUUAUAUGCAAAACUUCGAGCUGGCGCUGGAGCUUUCAGUAAGCCUGAAUUAGCCGACGACGACAACUGGGACGACGAUUUUGCAACGGCUAUUUCACCAAGUGCGCUACAGCUACCCCAUCUCAAGCCUCAGGACAACUUUGGCGGCUUAUUAUCGAGUGAUCGCCUAAAAGCAUUCGCCUCAAUAAACGAUGGAAGGAACGAAAGUAAUACUUAUGACGACGACUUCGAGGGAGAGUUGAUGACCAUAAAAGGGUUAGGUCAAUGGCAAGACAGCAGCGAUCUCCAGGAACAGACGAUCAGACCAACUCCUAGGAAGGCUACUAGAGUUCCGGAUCCCGUGAAAGCACACACGCGAAACAAAUCGAGUUCGAGCAAGGCCGUAGGUGGAGGCCGGACCAGAUCACCUACGAAAUCCAAUCUCAAUAAUAAAUUCGAGCUACCGUCAAGACCGGAUCUUGCGUUUCGGGAGCAUAGCGUGGAAGACUUCUCGGAUCUCUUUGUGGAUAGCGACAACGUUUUCACUCACAAUCCAAAUCAGGCUGUGAGAAGAAACUCACGACAGAGCGAUGCGCCACAGCUGUUUCACCCAUCUGAUCUUACAUCGUUACCAAGGUCAACACAUAACCCUGACUCCGGUAGCAUAAAGAAGAAAUCAUUAUCACGACCCUCGGUUCUCCCUGAUGCACCGAUGCGACGGACGCGGUCAUCGAUAGAAAUCCAGAAGUUCGCGGAAGAUGACGACGAAGAUUUUAGCGACGUUUUCGGACCGGAAUCAUCAAUAGCGGAGAAAGAGGAGAGCGAGAAGGGGUCCGAGGAUGGUGGUCUAAUGCUCAUGUCGCGCGUGUCGAGCAGUUCUUGGCUAGGAGACGAAGAGGAUGAAUACGAUCCGUUUGCAUCUAUGGACCCAGGAUGGGAUGAGAUGGACCUGGAGGCCAACAUUGCCCGAGAUCGACACGCCAGAUUAGCAGAAAGAGUGGAGGAUCUAGUGAGGUCUUUGAAAACGACAGAAGGCGACGAUGCCCUGGCCGAGUUCUCAGAAGAUUUGCUUGCUUUACUUUGGGAAAACAACGAAGUCAAGAAUCUGAUCAUCAGUGCUCAUGGGCUGUUGCCUAUCCUUGAGAUUUUGGAGCCUUGUACUGUCAAGAGCAGACAAUACAUGAUCCUGCAACUUCUUAAGGUCGUUAACGCAAUUAUUUUGGAUGAUGUGGAGAUUCAGGAAAACUUGUGUUUCGUUGGCGGUAUUCCUAUUAUUACCAAAUUUGCCGCACGCCAAUACUCGGACGAGAUUCGUCUUGAGGCAGCGGCUUUUGUUCGCCAGAUGUAUCAGACAUCGACAUUGACAUUGCAGAUGUUUGUAUCUGCGGGUGGUCUGAACGUAUUGGUUGAAUUCCUCGAUGAGGACUACGAUGUUACUCGAGACCUUGUUCUUAUUGGGGUCAACGGUAUCUGGAAUGUCUUUGAGCUUCAAGGGCCAACCCCUAAGAACGACUUUUGCAGAAUCUUCUCACGAAGCAAGAUUCUAUACCCCUUGGCUCUCGUCCUUCACCGAGUCCUUGACGAAGAAGGCGAGGACGAGCUUGGCGAGCUCGUAGAAGGUCGAAUCGUCAAUAUUUUCUACCUCUUCAGUCAAGCAGAAAACUACGUCAAGGAGGUCGUUGCAGAUCGGCAAGUACUGAAGAGUGUAUUGAAGGAUCUCCGGCGCAUGACGCCAAUCCAUCAGAUCACUAUGCUGAAGUUCAUCAAGAAUCUUUCCAUGCUCUCGACGACAAUCGAGUCACUCCACUCAGCCGAUGCCAUCGAGUUCUUGAUCGAUCUUCUUAGCUACAGCAUGAAGAAGGGCCAGACACACUUCCGUGAAAUUUCUAACCAGGUCCUCAACACAUUAUUUAACCUCUGUCGUCUCAGCAAAGAGCGACAGGAGGACGCAGCCGUGGGUGGCAUUAUUCCUCUACUACUCAGAAUUAUGCAGACCGACCGCCCACCGAAGGAGUUCGCUCUCCCCAUACUCUGUGACAUGGCGCACUCAGGUUCCAAGGGUCGCAGAUACUUAUGGCAGAAUAAGGGUCUCAACUUUUACGUAUCAUUACUCACAGAUCAGUAUUGGCAGGUCACAGCGCUUGAUGCUAUUCUAGUCUGGCUGCAGGAAGAGACCGCCAACGUAGAGUCUCAUCUUGCGGAUGGUGGCUUUACAAGGGCUAUUGUUAGCUGCUUCAGUACCAACAGAGUCAAUUCUUUUGACUCCAACUUGUUAGAACCGCUGCUGAAGCUGCUGCGUCUGAGUCCUUCGGUCGCCGCGUCGCUAGCGAAGCCUGAAAUGUUUGCAGGUAUCGCGCAACGGCUUGGUCACAAGAAGCCAGUUGUCCGACUUAACCUUCUCAGGCUCGUUAGAACUAUUAUGGAUGCUUGCGAUCCUGGAAUCGGUAGUGGUGACGGGACAAGGUCUCUCAACAGUUCUCAAGUGCGGUCUCUCAUGGCUGCUAUUCAAACCCUGGCAGAGAAGGAUACAGCUGUUCUCGUACGAAACCUCGCUUCGGAACUGGUCCGCUCAAAUAUCGAUACGAGUGUGAGACCAAGCGAAGGUGCUGCCAGCGCUGUACCAAGCUCGUCAUCUGGCAGACGAGCCGGAUCCCGUCGCAACAACAGUUAUACGCCUCCUAGUUUACAGACGUCUGUGUCGGCGGGUCCGCAAACACCAACACACAGAAACCGCGCCAGUCUAGCAAACAAUGCUUACGUCGAAGUAGCAGCCAGUCCACGACGAUCUGCCGCUGUUGAGCGAGAACGAGAAGGAAUGCUUUACCGGCCAAGAAGUAGGGACGGGCCAACUGGCAUUCCCCGACGUAUCAGCGGCGAGUUCGCUCCUGUCAAGAGUCGCCUACCUCGCACAUCGCUGGUUACAUCAAGCAGCUCCAGGGCAGCAGCCGGGAUCAGUGCCAACGGCAACAGCCCUGCACACAGCUCUCGAAGCGAUAUCAGCCAUGCUCGUAGCGACAGCAGCUUGAGCAAUAAGGAGAACGUAGGCCGCGCGCCGGGCAGCCGAGACGGAAUCGGCAGUAGGGACAGCAGUAGCAGUUUGGCAUCGCCCGGGUUGUCAGGAGUGCCGGAGCGGGCGGGCAUAAUCAAGAGGAGGAGUCGGAUGCCUGCAGAGCCGAAAUGGCCAUCAUGA